UAAAAAUCACGACGGAGUUCUCUCAAACCACCAACUGCGACGGCGAAAUGUCACCGGCGAUUGUGAAAUCAAGCAGGAUUCGCCACAUUGUUAGGGUCCGCCAGAUGCUCUGCCGUUGGCGUAGAAGAGCCACAUCGUCGUCUCGAAGGUUGAUGGCAAGCGACGUUCCGGCGGGACACGUCGCGAUCUGCGUGGGUAUCAGUUGCCGGAGGUUUAUCGUGAGGGCAACGUACCUGAAUCAUCCGGUGUUCCAGAAGCUUCUGAGAGAAGCCGAAGAAGAAUACGGCUUCUGCAACAAAGGUCCGUUAACGAUACCGUGUGAAGAAUCGGAGUUCGAAGAGAUCCUCCGGUUCGUUUCUCGACCGGAACUUGAUAACAAUAACAAAUCCGGUCGGCUCGAAGACUUUCACAGAUUUUGCCACGUCGGUUACGUAGCGGAAUCUAAGCCGCUCCUUCAUGGAUCCGUGUACUAAAAAGCAGCUGCUCGUAAGGAGAAACUGAGUCAUCUCGGACUGAGUUAAACCGAGUUUGAUAAAUCUAACUACUAUUCUAAAA
Molecule: messenger RNA, 555 nt
Organism: Cynara cardunculus var. scolymus (artichoke)
Lineage: Eukaryota; Viridiplantae; Streptophyta; Magnoliopsida; Asterales; Asteraceae
Product: auxin-responsive protein SAUR50-like
Exons: 1
Coding region: 48-473 (141 amino acids)
Biological process (GO): response to auxin
Source: RefSeq, a predicted model, not a curated record